Silurus meridionalis is the source of this 2647-nucleotide messenger RNA. RefSeq names its product semaphorin-4E-like. Gene Ontology annotation, biological process: positive regulation of cell migration; negative chemotaxis; negative regulation of axon extension involved in axon guidance. The transcript is spliced from 16 exons. NCBI's taxonomy places the organism in Eukaryota, Metazoa, Chordata, Actinopteri, Siluriformes, Siluridae. Gene Ontology annotation, molecular function: semaphorin receptor binding; chemorepellent activity. The record is from RefSeq and is a predicted model, not a curated record. The coding region runs from base 123 to 2291 and encodes 722 amino acids.
CAUUAUUAUACAGUUCUCAGUAUCCACUAUUUAAGCUGAGAGAAGGAAGCGCAGAGAACUGCAUGAUUUAAUUUAGUCAUCGUUGCUGAUUUAUACAGUGUGACUGUUUGAGAGGCUGAAAAAUGACCUUGUGCUGUAGCAGAAGAUCUAAGGACAUGCUGUUUCUCCUUAUCAUCCUGUCUUUCUGGGGUCCAGCUGUAUUUACUUCAGCCCAGAAUUUACCUUUAUUCAGCACCCCACGGAAAACAGUUCCCCUAAGCAGAAAUGGAGGAUACAUUUUUCAGGAGGAAGGAGUGUGGAACUACUCCACCAUGCUCCUCAUGGAAGACAUGGGUGUGCUCAUCCUCGGGGCUCGAGAGACCAUCUUUGCCCUGGACCUCGCCAACAUUACCCACAAGAAGGAUAUGGUAAAGUGGGAGGUGACUCCAGAUAUGCGGGAAUCUUGUUCACAGAAAGGGAGAGUUUUUCAGAUUGACUGUUGGAACUACAUCCGGAUCCUUCAUAAGUGGACAGAUGGAAUGAUGUAUGUGUGCGGUACCAAUGCUUUCAGUCCAGCCUGUACAAAUAUGUCUUAUACAGGAGGCAAGCUCAAUCUGAAAAAUGAAACACAUGAUGGGAAGGGAAGGUGUCCAUAUGAUCCCUUCCAGAGAUAUGCCUCUGAACUUAUUGAUGAUGAGCUGUACUCUGCUACAUCUAUAAAUUUUCUGGGCACAGACAUGGCUAUGACACAACAUUCUGUUAAAAUACGAACUGAUCCCUAUUCCUGGCUCAUUGAUCCCACAUUUAUUGGCCUAAAGCAUGUGACUAAAGGAAUGGAAAAUCCAGAGGGGGAUGAUGAUGAGAUUUACCUCUUCUUUAGUGAAACAGCUGUGGAGUAUGACUCCUAUGUUAAGUUGGAUGUGUCAAGGGUUGCCCAUGUCUGUAAGGGGGAUGUGGGGGGACUGCGGACAUUGCAAAAGAGGUGGACAUCAUUCCUAAAAGCUCAACUGGAUUGUCCUGUCCUUCACAGCAAAGUGCCUUUAAUUAUAAAAGAUGUAUUCCUCUUCUGCCCAGGCAACUGGACUACCUGUGUGUUCUACGGAGUCUUUACUCCUCAGACGGACAUGUUGCAGUACUCUGCAUUGUGCACCUACAGGAUACAUGACAUCCAGAAAUUGUUCUCUGAAGGCAAAUUUAAAACUUUGUUCAAUAACGAUGACUUUUCAAAAUAUGUGACGUACAACAGAGAGGUGCCUGAUCCCCGUCCCGGAGCUUGUAUUAACAACGAUGCAAGGCAGAAAGGGUUUUUCAAGUCCUCUGAUCUGCCUGAUAAAACCCUUAUGUUUAUCAAAAACAAUAAUCUAAUGGAUCAGGCAGUGAAGCCAGCUUCUGAGCAGCCCCUACUUUUGAAGAAAGGAGCUGCAUUCACAAGUAUAGUAGUGGCCAACACUACUGCUUUGGAUGGGACCAGCCAUCAGGUCAUUUUUAUUGGCACAGCAAGCGGUUCAGUGCUGAAAGCAGUCAACUAUGAUGGGGAGAUGGUCAUAAUAGAGGAGGUGCAGCUCUUUAACCAUAAUGACCCAGUGAAGAUACUGCGCCAUUCCACCACCAUGGGCCUGCUGUAUGCUGGUUCAGAGGAGGCUGCGGCACAGAUGCCGUUUUAUGCAUGUAGCAAGUACACCUCCUGUACUGACUGUGUGCUGGCCAGAGACCCCUACUGUGGCUGGGACCUUGUCUCUAAAAGCUGCAUUGCUAUAAGCAGCAUUCAUGCUGCUAAACACAGUAAAGUGGUUCAAAGUCUGAAAGAUGGAAAUGCUACACGUUGUCCUGCAGUUGAGAGCACUAAGAUCAUUAAGAUCUACCCGGGUCAAAUGGUCAGUCUGCCAUGCCAGCUGGGAUCAAACCUGGCCAGAGUGCAGUGGCGUGUAAAUGAUCAACCAAUUGAAAAUGACAAAAAGUACAACUUCCAACAUGGCAGCUUGCUCAUCCUCAAUGUCUCAGACACUGACAGCAGUAACUACACCUGCAUCUCUGUAGAGUCCUCCAAUGGUCAAGACUACGUCAUCCAAACUACUACGUAUGAGCUGGAGCUGGGAAAGAUGAAGGAAAAGCUGAAUAGUCUCUUUGCCCUGGUCAUAAUAUUUACACUAAUAUUGCUGGCCCUUGUUAUGUGGAACUUAUACAAAGGGCAUUUUGCUGUCCCUAAAUGCUUCGCUAGAGCUCAAGAUAGGCUGGAGAAUAUGUCCAUAUGUACCUUUUUUAGAUGCAGUUCCCCCUCCGCCUCACCAGAGGGAUCCAUCACCAGAGAUUGAACACUUUCAGAGCAACAUUCUCUUUCAGCCCUCAGAGAUUCUGGAUCCAGCCAAGCCUCCCAUCGAACCAUGCACCCAUAAGGAUCACCUCAGUGGAAAAUAGCCUUAUCGGUGGCAGCUAAAUCACACAUUAUACCACCUCUAUUUCUCUUCGAGUGGAACUGUUUCAUUUGGAGGAGCUCAUUUUAUUCGUUAUAUCCUCUCCAGCCAACAAUGUAAUGCUUGGAUUUCAGGGCUCCAAAAGCAUAAAACUCUGAUUUCUUUGGUCCCAUAAGGAAUUACUUACAGUAGUCAGUAGUAGCAUGUCGUACUCUGUGUGUAUGUGUAUGUGAAAAAUAAAAUUUUAUUUUAUUUCA